This is a messenger RNA of Colletotrichum costaricense, 1521 nucleotides long. RefSeq lists its product as uncharacterized. The transcript has 4 exons. The record is from RefSeq and is a predicted model, not a curated record. Bases 1 to 1521 code for a protein of 506 amino acids. NCBI's taxonomy places the organism in Eukaryota, Fungi, Ascomycota, Sordariomycetes, Glomerellales, Glomerellaceae.
AUGUCCGAUCCAGUAGGCUUCAGCUUCCAAGCCGACGUGGUGAACACGGCUUCUCUGGGACACGUCUUGACCGGGCGACUGCUCAAGGCCCUAAGCGAUGGAGGUGUCGAUACGUAUGCCAUGUGGGCAGCUGUACAGCUGGGAAAGCGUAUACCAGUCCAGGAUCUGCACCAGAGCUCAUUGUAUGCCCACAUUAUGUCGAAGAAGACAUAUCAAUCGGUCCUAUCCAAAGCGCUCAGCAUCGGUUGGGGCCACUCGGCACCUGUGGCAGAUUUGGCUCGAACUGUUGCUGGGACCAAUGCUAUCAUUCUGAUUGGCGCCCUCUCAACGGGAUGCCAAGCCUUUGCGGCCGCCCAGUGUCUAUCUGAGGUGAUGGCAAUCUACGGACUUGAGGCUGAUAUGCUGCCGAGUGUCGAUGUGCUCAAGGGUUUGGUCAACUACUUGGCCCCAUUCACCCAAGACCUCGGCUUCUCGAAGGUUUUCCAGCAUAUAACGAAUCUUGCAGAGCGCGCGAUCAGACUGGAAAAUAGAGCCGUAGUAGGGCAGAAAAGAAGUUCCAGCAGAGACGGAAAUGACAUCUCCGAUUCUCUCAAUCAGUUCAUAGGCAUGGGUAGCGCUGCUUCCCUAGCUGGCGCCAUCAAACAGCUCAUUCACACAUCUCAAAAGAAGCAGAGAGAUUACAUGACGCCCAAGAUGCGCGGGUCAUGGCUCCCAGCUUUUGCGAGCCAUAUACUGGGCAUGGCUGUGGAUGUUCGUUACAAUCAAAAGAUUGUAUGGGCUAGCGGUGGUGAGCAUGGGUACAUUCUCUUUCAACUUGGUGACGAGUCUACAGCCCACGACGCUCUUCAGUUGUUCUCACAAGUCAGCGAAGUGAUUGAAGACGACUACAACGAAGAAGGGGAACUCAAAACCGGUUUUGACUCGCCCAUGGACAGAACUUCCGCCUAUUCUAUAAAAGUGCCAUUCGAUGGUAUGAGGGCAUUGGAGAAGGUUUUGAAUGUAAUGGGCAUCGAUGUCGACUUGGACGAAGAAGCCCCAGCCUUUCCCCCCAGCCUCAACCUGGGAAACCCCGUCAUCCUACAAAUGACCAAAAACGAGGAGGCUGUCGUGGAGUCCCAAGGCCUUAUCUUCCUUAACCCGAUAACCCUAGCGCUCAUGUUUUGCACAUUUGACGCCACGGAACUCAGAGUGCUGGAGGAAGUCAUUGCGGGAGAUAUCAUGACAAGCUGGAUUCAACAACUCGUCGACGGUGGGCACAUGGGCUUCCCACGUCAAGUCUUUCCGGAAGAAUUCACGACAAGCUGGAACCCAAUACUCGAAGACGAAACGUCCCUCUCUCUAUCACCUUCAUUCAUCGAUGAGAGAGAACCAGGCAGGGAGAGAAACCCAAGACGCUCCGGCAAAUUGGUACCGUCGGACGAAGACAUCUUCAAUCACCUUGGGAAACUUAACGACUAUAUCCUGACAUGGAAGGCAACGGCCCUGAUCCCACCAACGAGCUUGCAGAGGUUGUCUCCUUAG